AGAGACAUUAGAGGUGGCGCAAAUUAAGCUUUAUUGUUCAGGAACGGCAGGAAGCGGCAGUAUUGUAAGAAGGAAGUCAGCAGGUAAUGAAGCGGCACGAGAACCAAUCUGAAAAUUACGAAACCGGUUAUUAUUAUUAAGUCUUGCUUAAAUAUCGGCCAUAGCGAAUCGAACCAGGCGAUUAUUAUUGCAUGCGCUAGUUUAAUUAUUCCCCUCGCAUUAAAUAGUUAAUCAAUUAAUUCGGAAACGUGAUCUCGAACGUUCUCCAACUAUCGGUCGAUUCUAUUAUACAAUUGGAGAUCAUUAACGUACUCCCUAAUUUUUUCUUGUCGCAUUUUUUUCAUUUUCUUUUCGUUAAAUAUCUUAUUUUUAGAGAAAAUAGCAAUUUAGAUACAAUUUUUGUCGAAAAUAGCAAUUUAUUGUUAAUACUGCUGCCGCCGUCCGUAGUCAUGGUUCUCUGAGCUGGCGUAAGCGUGCAUUUAAACGCACUUUUUCCAGGUAAAGAUAACAGACACAGGUCGAGCUGCGCUUAAGCGAAAAUGGAAAAUGACAUGUAAAUCGGAUCAGAAACGGCGCCUAGCCUUCGCUCGUAUGCAUAUACAGGGUAUAAUUGACAUCGCGCAGCCACUUGCUCAGCGAAGGUCAUCCGAAAUGUACUGCAUGCGCGCACAAAGGAGACUGGAACAAGGCAGGAAACAGUAUAUCUCUCAGCGGAGUUGUGAUAUUCCAGUAAACUGCUAUAAAUACAUUUCUGAAAAAUAUUAAAAAUAACCGAGUAUUAAAAAUAAGUAUUAAUCCAGACAAUAAGACGCAUGCUUUCAAGAAACGAUACGUGAUCCCUCUAAUCAUUCAUUGCCGUAAUCAAUCUGAUGAACGUUCGACUGUGAUCUCGCGACCAUCCGCUCGCGAGGUCGAUCUAAUCCGGGGAGAGACGGCAGUCAACAUCCGGGGACUGGUGAAGCCGGAGGAAACCGGGUUCUUCUUAUCUGGCCCGCCACCCACUGCAAAAUAAAAUGCCCCUCUUCCUCCACCUCGUUCUCUGUAUUACCCUCUCCCCCGUCGAUUACGUGUGACUAUACACGCGUGCACACACACAUCGUGCACACGCACGUACAUACAUCAAGUCGUGCAUUAAAUCGUGCUCGCACACGCCGUGCGCUCUCUCGCGGUCGCUCGCUCGCUUUCUUGUUCGCGCCUCGUUCGCCGCGAGUAGAUUCGAGAUUUCAGCCGCAGUCGCAGACGCUCGGUGCCCAUGGUCAGAUCGGCGGGGGCCCGGGCACGAGGAAAGAGAGAAAGAAACAAAGAGAGAAAGAGAGAGAUCUCCCGUGCCGCGAGAUCACUGCGUCGAUCGCGCUUGAGAUCGAUCGAUCGCAUCGCGCCGGCGGAAACCCUCCUAUCUCCCCGAGUCACGUCCGGCCGGGAAAACCCCCCCUGGACGAGACGCGGCGUGCGCGCGUGAAUUGGAUAAUCCGAGAACGAACGGACGCGAUUAUCCAACGUUCCAUCGAUCGUCCGAAUCGCGAUCUAUAGCACAACCUCGACAUCCCCCGUGCGAAAGGGAGAGGAACGAGCACCGAGGAUCCUGAGGAGAGUGACGAGAUAGGGGACCAAAGUCCGGAACGGAGUGCCCUGACAUCCGGUUUAUUAUCGAUCGAUCGAGGGCCGGCAGACAGCUCGGGAGAUGGAUGCAGCCGCGAAAGAUCGCUGACGAGAUUUCGUUGCGUAGAUCGAUCGGUACGUUCGUGCGCGUGAUGGCUCACUAUGUGCGCGUGUGAGUAAAAUAACGUGAUAGUCGGAUGAUCCGUACUCAAUCGCAGGGCGAUCGAAGUUGCGUGACAUCGAUAGGAAGAUCCGAAGGUUUGGUAACGCUUUUGUUGGACGACGUCCCCAAGUGCCGGAUCGACGAGAACCAUUGGGAUUGUUGGGCUGUUUGAAGAGAAUCAAUAAUGAUGAUUGUUGAUACUUUGAAUCCUAACUCGUGUUAAAUCCAUAUGACGCUCCAUCGCUGCGAAGUUCCUGAUAAAUCAGCUGAGAAGAGGAAAAUGGGAAGACAUUAAAGUGUUUAGGUAUCACUGACCCAGGCUGCCGCCUAGACAUGUGGCCACGCACGCGGCUGUUUUUCCUGGCGUGGAUGCUCGCGCUGCUGAUCAGCAGCCGCGUCGCCAGGUCGCAGCGGCCGCGGCUCGGCGGCGCCGUCAACGUCUUCAGCCGCUACGGCUACCUGAGCAUCAGCAUGCGGGUGGUGCCACGUAACGACACGGAGACAUGGAUAUUUCGCGAGCCUACCCUCGACGUCUUCAAAAACACCACGCCAAUGCCGCCGAAGCAACGUCAGCAGGGCAAGACCAGCUCCGCCGUCUUCGAGGGCGACUUCCACAUGGAGUUUUGCGACAAUAUCAGACAGCUCCUGCAGGCGUAUUUCCGUGACUUCACUUUCGAGAGGCUUGAGAGGCCCUGGCGCGCCUUCACCGGAAGCUGGUCGAAGGUGGCCAUAGCCAGGCACCUCGGUAUAAACUCGUCCUUUAUCACGGGCGAUCAUUGUUACGUUCUAGUGCGAGUUGCCAGGUUUCACGAUAAUCAGCGACUGGCCGGUACCGCCGAGAACCUCGCCCUCGACGACUCCGUGCUGCGGCAAACGGAGAACGUCACGGUGGGCGAUACCGCGAGUGUCGUGCGAUUCAUCAGGAACUUUGGCUCGCACUACAUCGCAUCCUACAUCACGGGAAACUCGCUCUAUCAAGUUUUCGUCUACACACCGCAGGUCUACUCGAAAAUAAAGGAACGCCUGAAGACGCGCGGAGUAGCUGAACUCUCGAAUCUUGAGCUGAGCAAUUACUUCUCGCCAUGGUACGCGGAGCAUUUGGGCUCUAUACAGUCAGCAAGUGGCAAUCGCAGCGUGGAGGCGUGGGCGGUGCAGCACCUCCGGGUAAAGUAUUACAUCUUCACGUAUGCCAGUCUGUUGAAGUUGCACGGCGAUACCACGCUGCUGCGACAACUGGACGGCCUGCUGGGUGACGAGGCGCUACUGCAAUUGCAACUGCGAACGUUGGCGUCCGCCUUCAAGGAUCCAAAGAGACGUGAGUGGUUCCUCGAGGUGAUCGACAACUACUUCAAGCUCUGGGAGGUGAACAUGUGACACUGCGUGGAUACGCAAAUGACAAUUCUUUUUUUCUUCGCCGGCGUUCACUGGUUUCUGAAUGAUCGCAAUGUUGGGAAGUGAUCCAGCAAAGCGCCCACGGUUCACCAUGACGCUAAUUAUAUAGGUUCCUGCCGAACGAACAUAUCGUUCCGCCACACGUAUAUACACAAACAAUAUUACGCGAGAACUGGCAAACUGUCGUUAUUGUUAUAAAUAAGUAUUUAUUAUUGUAAUCACAUUAGUAAAAAAAACACGUCUUUAUACAGAUAUUAUAUAUAUAUAUAUAUAUAUAUAUCACAAGCAUUAUUCGUACAAACUGAGACUGAAGAACGGUGUGUGUGACGCGAGUUUCUUUACUCGAAAAAAAAUCGACGAUCUACUGACGCAAAAUGGAGAUGGCUUAUCUCAGAUAUAAGAAACUAUAUUUCUGCGUUUUCUCUAUUUGACUUGAUAUGCAUUCUUUCGUGCAGAAAGAUGGAAAGCAAAUGAGAUCGUUUACUCUGAGUACGAAUUUAUAUAUAAUUAUCGUAAGUCUUGUAAGAUUUGUUUUGUUUUUUGUAAACGGAGAACCGUGAUAUGUUCUCUCAUGCGUUUUCCGAAUUGUUCAUGAUAAAGAAUUAUCUACUCGCGACUUUUACCGCGAAUGUGGACCGAUAUUAUAGGAGAUCGUACGUUCCGCGCAACAAAUUGCAAUGUUUUUUUUUAUAUUAUAGCAUAAGCGAAAUAGGAAAAACUGAAAACGCUACGGAAUGCCAUAUUAACGUAGAAAUUUAGCCUAUCAUCUUUUAAUACUGAUCAAGUAUUUGAACAAGUGCACUUUCAUACGCGACGUGCCAAAAGCAGAACAAAUAUAUUUCGAUUGGCAAAUUUAUUAGAAACAAAUAGCAUGAUGGAUAACGAUAUCGCGACAAUGGACUUCCCAAUAAUUAACAUCAACAAAUUGUAUAUAAUUAUGAUAUAUAUGAAAUGGAAAUCUGUAUGCUCGCCUCCUGUACUGUUGCGAUCUCUUUUGUACAAUUUCAUUGUUACAUGACGUAUUAUUAAAUACCAAACAACAAUAC
Ooceraea biroi (clonal raider ant) is the source of this 4200-nucleotide messenger RNA. RefSeq names its product membrane-attack complex domain containing protein torso-like (gene tsl). Lineage: Eukaryota; Metazoa; Arthropoda; Insecta; Hymenoptera; Formicidae. The record is from RefSeq and is a predicted model, not a curated record.